UCUCUCUUUACUAACCCCAAGCGGAUGGUCGCGGCGUUACAGCCUAAGUUUUCACCCGGAUCCGCUCCCGGAGAGUCCAGUCCGGGUUUGUGCUCCGUCUUUUAAAGCCUCCUUCUCUCUUCAGAGCGGAGAAAAAAGCGAGCGGCUCAGCGCGAGGCAGCAGGAUCAGGAUCAGGAGGAGGAGGAGGAGACCGGGAGCCUGUCGCUGGGCGAGCGCUCGCUCCACCCGUGUGUGUGUGAGAGAGAUCCCGCAGCGAUGGAGGGCCGGACGGCGCGCUCAUGGAUGUUCGCCUGACGGGCAGGAGAACCGUUUCAGCGGCGCCGUGCUUUUUUCCGAGGUUCUGGAUUAGUGCUGCCGCUACCUGCACCGCGGAGGAGGAGGAGAGGAGGAGAGCCGGAGGAGCAGGAGGAGGCGGAGGGGGGGUAAAAUGCCUUUCGCCAAGCGGAUCGUGGAGCCGCAGCUGCUGUGCAGGCACCCCAUCCCCAACGACGAGGGCGCGCUUUUCGAGGACCUGCGCUCCGUCAGUAACGUGGUGCUCUCGCGCACACUGCGCCAGCUCUCGGACCUGGCCCGGCACGCGUGCUCCGUCUUCCACGAGCUGGAGGGCGAGAUCGCGUCGACCAACCAGCGGCUGCGCGCGCUGCAGAGCAAAAUAGGGCAAAUCCAGCAGACCGCCAGCGCGCUCGACCCCAAACUGGAAGCCGUGCCGGUGUCUAAUCUAGACAUUGAGAGCAAGUUGACGGCGCACUACCAGGCCCCAUGGCACCAGCAGCACAACGUGUUCCACCCCAGCACACGGCCACCAUGUCUGGAAGAGCUGCACCACCAUGCCCAGCUCAACCUGCGGGCCCUGCACAGAGAUCAGCAGCAGCGUCAGCGUUCAACCAGCAGGGAGCGGAAUCGGGUCACCAUAUCCAUCUCUGUGGCCCCGCCGAUGCCCACAUUCCCCUCCCCUCACUCCCUCAGGAGGCGGGACCAGAGGAGCCGACACGCCGGCAUGCAGGACAGAGCUGAAUAUCAGACAAUGCAAAGAAAGGAGAGGAACACCAGAGAGUCAGACGUGCAGACUCUUCCCAGGAAGGUCAUCCAGCAGGAGAGACCUGCAAGAGAGGUGGAAUUUCAGCCAGCACAGAGAAAGCAUGAGCGUUCACGUCCCUCCUCCCUUACUGUUUGCUGCUUCAUCCCCUGGAUCAGAAAGGCUGGAACCAAUACAAAUGCAGACGGGGACUUGGUGGCAAUGAGCCACAGGCCGAAGUGUCCUGUUCCCAAUGUGCCCACCACUCUGGACAAGCAGACCAACUGGUCGAAAGCCCUGCCACUUCCUACACCAGAGGAAAGACUGAAGAAUGAUUCUCAAGUCAUCUCCUCCGUCAUUAUCCCUAUCAAUGUAACAGGUGUGGGAUUUGACCGGGAGGCCAGUGCCCGUUGCUCACUAGUUCACUCACAGUCAGUGCUGCAGCGACGAAGGAAAUUGAGGAGGCGGAAAACCAUCACUGGCAUUCCCAGACGAGUACAACAAGACAUGGACUCAGACGAAUCUCCUGUGGCCAGAGAGAGGACUGUAGUUGUCCAUGCCAACCAACACAUGUCCUUGUGCCAAGAGGAGCUCUCGCUUAGUGGCAGAAAUCUAAACACCAAGGACUCUGGCUGUCAGACAGAUGACUUCUUGAUCGCUGCCCCAUCCCGGAGGCGUAUCCGUGCCCAGAGGGGUCAAGGAAUUCCAGCCUCCCUUUCCCAUUCCACUGGAAAUAUCACCUCCUUGCCAGAUCGCUCUGAUACUAUGUACACUGCCGCAUCCGGUACUCGCUUGCGUUCGAGAAGUUUACCAAGAGAAGGGGGCAGACUUCGGGAUGAAGAUCACGAUGACAGCGAUGAUGAUGACGAUGAUGAGGACGAUGAAGAGCUUUCUCCUUAUGAGGCUGAGGACUUCCUGCCAGGCCCAGGACAGAGGAUCCUAAAGGACGAGGAGGAGAGCACCGAUGACCAAGCUAUGCCAGAGCUCCAGUUGGGAAGUCUAAAGAGGAUGCAGCACUCUGGUAGUCCUGAAAAUUCCUGGAUUGAGAGAGGCAGGUCCAGGCUCCCACGCAAAGCUGACAUGGGAAGUUGUGAGAUCUCUUCCAGUUCAGAUACCUUCAGCAGUCCCAUACACUCUGUUUCUACUACGGGUGUGCUUGGGAGCCAGAUUGACCACAAAGAAGACCAUCAGUCUUCAAGCGGUAACUGGAGUGGAAGCAGCUCCACAUGCCCUUCCCAGACCUCAGAGACAAUACCACCAACUGCCUCACCUCCCCUAACUGGCUCCUCACACUGUGAUUCAGAACUGUCCCUCAACACGGGGUCUCAUAUCAUUGACGAUACCACUGGCUUCAUCAUUGACCCCUACCACAUGGACCGGACGCAAGGCCAGGGUCACAGGUCUAGUUCCUUUACUUCCUCAGCCACAGAUCAGAUGGAUGAUGCAGGUGUCAGUACUGCUAGUGACGGGGAGUGGAACUGCAACCAGGACCAGCAGGAUCACCCCUGUCCGCAGGACUUCAGCCCCAAGCACUCAAGGGAAGACGAGAGUGGCGUAAGCUGUCCCAGUUACUCCAGUGGGGAAACCUACGAGAGCUUUAGUGGCCAACCACCAGCUGAGAAAUUAGAGAGCUCUUCACAUUACACUGUUGACACUGAGGGCUUCUACACCUCCAUGCACUUUGAUUGUGGUCUUAAAGGUAGCAGAAGCUAUUACAACUAUGCAGCCAUCGACCCUGACUGUGGCCCAAGUGGGAACAUUGCACCUGGAAUGGGUGAAUACCCUCAACCAGACUAUAGAGGAGUGAGUACACUUGGAAGACAGUGUCUCUCCUUACGAAAACCAAAGGCCAAGCCACCCCCACCAAAACGUAGCUCUUCUUUAAAGGAAACAAGCAGCAGCGUGGACGUUCCAGAGCAGAACGAACCAAAGAUUACUAACGAGCUGCCCCUGCCUUUGUCUUCCAGGGAGAUGAGGCUGCAGCUGGACUUGGCCGGUUCUUCCGGGCAACUCGAAACUGCAGGUCUCUGUGAUGAGCCCAUUGGUGCCUGGGGUGUAGAGAAUGUCCGAGAAAUGCUAGACUGCUCCUCACCAUUCAGUUCUUCUGACACACAUUCCUUCAAAGAUGAGGGUGCUGUGCAGUCAGACUAUGCAGACCUCUGGCUCCUUAGUGACUUGAAAUCCAAUGAUCCUUACAGGUCCCUGUCUAACUCCAGCACUGCUACGGGUACAACCGUCAUUGAAUUUGUCAAGUCACCAGAGAGCGUGGAAACUACAGUUUGUCGCCCCAGGUCCAGACCCACGUCACCAACACUUCCACCACCAGAAAGUGACUUAAAACUGGGUUCUCCCGAGAAGUUGGCAGGGUUGGCAUCCCCUUCAAGUGGAUAUUCCAGUCAGUCAGAGACACCUACAUCUUCCUUCCCUUCUGCAUUCUUCCCAGGACCGUUGUCCCCAAACACUGGCAAGAGGAAACCCAAAGUACCAGAGAGAAAGUCCUCGCUUGCUUCUCUACAGCAGCAGUCCCUUGCCCUUAGAGACCCAUGCUCUUCCAUCAGGAGGGACACUGACUCCCAGGCCAUACCUCCCAGCCACCUUGACCUAAGUGCUCUUCACAGCAAGUCCUUUGCCCACAGGAACCAGAUGCACAUCCUUCACCAGAACAAGCAGAAAGCAGCGGCUGCAGCUGCUGCGGCUGCAGAGGCUCGUGCCGCCGCCGCAGCAGCUGCCGCAGCAAGUGCCGAGGCAUCUACUUCAACACACCUGGCCAUCACGCCAAUUGUUUUAAGGUCAGUCCAACUCCGAUCCAUUUGUAAAACAGCGGAGAGUACCCAGGGCCAGGAGCAGUGCACUGAUCCAUCAACUCGACCCAAGUGUCACCCAGUAACUAUACUAACCCCUCCCACUGACAACAGGCACAACAGGAAACCACCAGCUUACAAACCGCCUGCUGUGCAGCACGAGUCUCAGUUAUCACUUCCAGAGGCUAUCAUUACAUCGCAUGAGGGAGUUAAAGUCAGACAGGAGAGGUAUGGCCCAGGAACCUACUGGGCAAUGACAGCUUUUAGAACACCUGUAGAACCCACCAAUGAACAAGAAGAGCUGUCAACUGAAAUAGCCCAGGGCUCUGAGAAAGAUCUGCAGAAAUCUGCAGAGAGCAACAGGUAUCCAGAUGAAGAAGCAGAAUUACCAGCAGAAAGUUUCAAAACUGAACACAGCGAAGAACCCAGGCCAGAUCCUCCAUCAGAACCCUCCUUGAGUUUGCACAGCACAAUGUCCCCUCCUGCUUACAGUGAAAUACACAGGAGUGACUUUGUACUGUGCUGCAGUCCUGACAAAGUGCCUGCUAGACAUUCAGAAGCAUCAUCGCACACUUACACAAUCAGCGAUGCCAGAAGCAAAGAGGAAGAGUACGAGACAUCAGGUGUCACUACCAGAAGUGCCUCACAAGAUGGACGCGAGGAUGGGUCAACCCCAGACACAGAAGAUUACUUCAGUAAGGACUCAACACCAAGUGACAAUUCAACUUCUCCUCUGACUGAUGACUCGAAGACUGAUGAUGAUCUGUUCCCCUCACCUAACAAAUUGCGCACAACCGAAGACCUUUUUGCCAUGAUCCAUAGAUCAAAGAGGAAAGUCCUUGGGCGGAAAGACUCAGGGGAGCUCGGUGGAAAAAGUCGACUUAGUGUUGUUGCUCCCGUUACUGCCCCUGUCAGUAACCCUGUAACGUGCCCCGCUACUCCACCUUCUGCCCCAGCUUCCUCUGCUGGUUCCCAGCGAACCCCAGGACCCAUUUACAGGAGUGCCAAAAAGUCCAGCACGUCCAACGAGGAGUUUAAGCUACUGCUGCUGAAGAAGGGCAGCCGCACUGACUCUAGCUAUCGUAUGUCUGCCACUGAAAUCCUCAAAAGCCCCAUUGCCCCCAAGUCCCCUGGGGAACUGUUACUGGAGGCUGCCAGGCAACUGGAGGAACCCCCUUCGCCACUGCAGGAAUCUCCUUCCAGUGUAGAACCUCAGCCCAGCCCUUUGCCCAAGGCCAACAGUGAGGGUUUCUCCACCAAAACUCUUACCAUGUCUGCUGCUUCCAGACAAGGUCGUUCCAGGAUCCCACCUGCAGCCAACAGCAGCAGGUACAGCACCCGCAGCAGGCUGUACACUGCCCCCAUGCAGGCCAUCUCUGAGGGAGAGACUGAAAACUCGGAUGGAAGUCCACACGAUGACCGCUCCUCCUAGUGGUGUGUUUCACUUUUACGUUUUUUUUUCUUUCUUACCAGUGAACAGAACAACGAAUCCCUCAUAAUUUGGAAAAAAUGUGAAAAAAACAUAUCUUUACUGAAAUCUGAAAUAUGUGUGAUAUACAGACAAUUAUAUAUUUUCCUUUUUAAGUAUCCCAUCAUAUCUUAAGACAUUAAGAAAAGAAUCCCUUGCUCAACCUUUUUUUGUAGUGCAUAAAUUGAGUGAACCUAUGUUGUGGCCAGUGAUGAAUGUUCAUUUUUAUCACAAUGGGAGCUAUAUGAGCUUUGGGAGCAUCUUGUGCGUCUUCUUCAUUUUUUUAAUUGUGUGGAUGCUUGACAUCUUGACAUCAUUCCUAAAGAAACGAAACAAUAGCCAGUCCAUCUCUGUUCAUUCAUGAAAAUGUGAAGGGUGUACAUUCUAAAAACAUGUUUACCAUAAAUAUAUAAAUAUGAAUAUUUAUUUUCUGAUUUAACAACUUAACAAAUUGAUUGAACGAGUUUUACUAUGUU
This is a messenger RNA of Astyanax mexicanus (Mexican tetra), 5761 nucleotides long. RefSeq names its product Nance-Horan syndrome b (congenital cataracts and dental anomalies) (gene nhsb). The transcript is spliced from 12 exons. Lineage: Eukaryota; Metazoa; Chordata; Actinopteri; Characiformes; Acestrorhamphidae. The record is from RefSeq and is a predicted model, not a curated record. Bases 429 to 5249 code for a protein of 1606 amino acids. Gene Ontology annotation, biological process: lens development in camera-type eye; cell differentiation.